AUGGCACCCUCAAGGUCGCAGCAACCCGAAUCAGAGACCUCAUCAGUUGCCGACACCCCCAUGGCUGACGUUCCAGAGCCGCGCCAUCCCCACAGACCGUCCUUCGGACACCUCAAUCGACUGGUAGACGACACGCCGGAUUACACCGACUCAGAUACGAAUCCCAACACGACAGCAUCUAGCGUUGCCGGAGACUCUCCCCAUGCCGACGGCCGAAAGAAGCGCACCGAAGCCAACCAACUGCGCAAGAGUAUUCUGGGGAGGAAGCACGGUCAACUAGAUGAAUCAAAGGAAGAUGAUACCCUCCGAAGAUUCAAGUACCUGCUAGGCCUAACAGAUCUCUUCCGCCAUUUCAUCGACGCGAGCCCCAACCCCAAGAUUCGAGAAGUUCUCCAACAGAUUGACAAGGAAGCUGCCGAGGAAGAAGCAAAGGCAAGAAAGGUUGUCUCCCGCAAGGGCGGUGCAGCUGGUGCGAACAAACGCAAGACUGAACAAGAAGAGGACGCGGAACUUCUUAGGGACGAGAAACGCGGCACUGCUUCUCAGACUGUUUUCCGGGAGUCCCCAACCUUCAUCCAGGGCGGUGAGAUGCGUGACUACCAGGUGGCAGGCCUCAACUGGCUCGUCUCACUGCAUGAGAAUGGUAUUAGUGGUAUACUUGCUGAUGAGAUGGGGCUUGGGAAGACUCUGCAAACUAUCUCCUUCCUUGGAUACUUGCGCCACAUUUGCGAUAUUACCGGCCCGCAUCUGAUUGCAGUCCCCAAGUCGACCCUGGACAAUUGGCACCGAGAGUUCAAGAAAUGGACCCCUGAAGUCAAUGUGCUUGUCCUCCAAGGCGCCAAAGAAGAACGACAUGCUCUUAUCAAUGAGCGCCUCAUCGACGAGAAGUUUGAUGUCUGUAUCACCAGCUAUGAGAUGAUCUUGCGCGAGAAGUCGCACCUCAAGAAGUUCGCAUGGGAGUACAUCAUCAUCGAUGAAGCGCACCGCAUCAAGAACGAAGAGUCAUCCCUCGCUCAAAUCAUCCGCAUGUUCAGCUCCCGAAAUCGCCUGCUGAUCACUGGUACUCCCCUGCAGAACAAUCUCCAUGAACUGUGGGCGCUCCUCAACUUCUUGCUUCCAGACGUCUUUGGUGAUUCAGAAGCCUUCGACGCUUGGUUCUCGGGCCAGAACGAAGAUCAAGACACUGUUGUCCAACAACUCCAUCGUGUGCUGAAACCGUUCCUGCUCCGGAGAGUGAAGAGCGAUGUGGAAAAGAGUCUGCUACCCAAAAAGGAGCUCAAUCUUUAUGUCGGAAUGUCUGAGAUGCAGGUCAAAUGGUACCAGAAAAUCUUGGAGAAGGACAUAGACGCCGUCAACGGUGCCGGAGGCAAGCGCGAAUCCAAGACAAGAUUGCUCAAUAUCGUUAUGCAACUUCGGAAAUGCUGCAAUCACCCUUACCUCUUUGAAGGUGCUGAGCCGGGUCCGCCCUACACUACUGAUGAACAUCUCAUUUACAACUCUGGCAAGAUGAUUAUUCUUGACAAGAUCCUGGCCCGCAUGAAGGAGGAGGGGAGCAGAGUGUUGAUCUUCUCACAGAUGAGCAGAGUUCUCGACAUUCUCGAAGACUACUGCGUCUUUCGCGGCCACCAGUACUGCCGCAUUGAUGGUGGAACUGCUCAUGAAGACCGAAUCGCCGCCAUUGACGAGUACAAUAAGCCUGGCUCGGAGAAAUUUGUCUUUCUUCUCACGACCCGUGCGGGAGGUCUAGGCAUCAACUUGACCACUGCCAACAUCGUCGUCCUCUAUGACAGUGACUGGAACCCGCAAGCAGAUCUCCAAGCCAUGGAUCGAGCACAUCGCAUCGGCCAGACCAAACAAGUCAAAGUUUUCCGCUUUGUGACUGAGAACGCCAUCGAGGAGAAAGUCCUUGAAAGAGCGGCUCAGAAGUUACGCCUAGAUCAGCUCGUCAUUCAGCAGGGUCGUGCUCAGCAGCAGGCGAAGCAAGCUGCGUCAAAGGACGAACUGCUGAACAUGAUUCAACACGGUGCUGAAAAGGUGUUCGAGACCAAGGGUGCAGUAGGCGCGCUGGACGAUAUUGACGAGAUCCUUCGACGAGGCGAGGCUCGAACUUCUGAGCUGAUGGCCAAGUAUGAGAAACUCGGAAUCGACGACCUGCAGAAGUUCUCGUCCGAAAGUGCCUAUGAAUGGAAUGGUGAAAAUUUCGAGAACCGCAAGAAAGACGUUGGUCUGAACUGGAUCAACCCCACCAAGCGUGAGCGCAAGGAACAAUCCUACUCGAUGGACAAGUACUACAAACAAGCACUGUCAACCGGAGGCCGCCCUGCAGAGACAAAGCCCAAGGUCCCUCGAGCUCCCAAGCAAGUGCCUGUUCACGACUGGCAGUUCUUCCCGCCUGGUCUUCAGGAGUUGCAGGAAAAGGAAACUGCGUAUUACCACAAGGAGAUUGGUUACAAAGUGCCGCUUGCUGAAGGUAACGAUGAGGAGGCGGAUAGCGAUCGUGAAGCUCGUGAAGCCGAUCAGCGGCUCGCCCAAGACGAGAUUGACAAUGCCGAACCCUUGACCGAGGAGGAGAAGCGGCAGAAGGCUGAGAUGCAAGAGCACGGGUUCGGUAAUUGGAACCGACGGGACUUCCAGCAAUUCAUCAAUGGUUCUGCCAAGUUUGGUCGGACGAAUUAUGAAGGUAUCGCCACGGAAGUCGACAGCAAAGAACCCGAUGAAAUUGAAGAGUACGCCAAAGUGUUCUGGAAGAGGUACACUGAAAUUGCCGAGUUCGAUAAAUAUAUCAAAAACAUCGAAGCUGGGGAAGAGAGAUUGCGAAAGACGGAACGUCAACGCAAAAUGCUACGCAGAAAGAUGGAGAUGUACCGGGUUCCGCUCCAACAGCUGAAGAUCAAUUACACAGUCUCCACCACAAACAAGAAAGUCUACACGGAAGAGGAAGACCGAUUUUUACUGGUCAUGCUUGACAAGCACGGCAUUGACGGAGAAGGCCUUUACGACAGAAUCCGUGAUGAGAUUCGAGAAUCGCCCCUGUUUCGCUUCGACUGGUUCUUCCUCAGCAGGACACCUAUUGAGAUCGGCCGCCGUUGCACAACUUUGCUGAACACUGUGUCUCGAGAGUUUGGUGAAGCUGAAGAGAAGCUCACAAACGGCCACGGACCAGGCAAAGCACGCGGGCGUGACCGAGACGACGAUUCAGAUGUCGAAAACGACAGCGAAGCUGCGCCUGUCAAGAAGAAGGCCAAGAAUGGCGUUGCCAACAAGCAGGUCAACGCGCUGAAGUCUUCUCGUGGCAGCAAGGCAACUUCCCCAGCCACUUCUCGUGCUCAGAGCGUCGCAUCUUCUACGGCACCAAGCCGGUCGAAGGGCAAGAAGAAAUAA
This is a messenger RNA of Cladophialophora yegresii CBS 114405, 3381 nucleotides long. Its product is annotated as adenosinetriphosphatase. Gene Ontology annotation, biological process: nucleosome organization; regulation of transcription by RNA polymerase II. The record is from RefSeq and is a predicted model, not a curated record. Gene Ontology annotation, molecular function: ATP binding; ATP hydrolysis activity; histone binding. Bases 1 to 3381 code for a protein of 1126 amino acids. Lineage: Eukaryota; Fungi; Ascomycota; Eurotiomycetes; Chaetothyriales; Herpotrichiellaceae. Gene Ontology annotation, cellular component: chromatin; nucleus. The transcript is spliced from 2 exons.